UCAUAAUCGGCCACCAAAGGCGAUUUUUUAUUUCAAAACUCGUAUACAGCAUUUUAGUUUAAAAAUCAAUUAAAAAUGUAUUUAAAUCUGAUUAGAAAUUUUGCAGAAUAAUAUAAAAAAGCUAUUAAUUUAUUUAUAUUUGUGUAGUGUAAGUGAAAUUCGUAAAAAUGUUUAACUAUAAAUACCUAAGCCGCGAUCACCUGGAAGGCUUCGACAAUUAUAAGUACAUGGCAAUAGAUACAAGCCCCCUCAGUGUGUAUGUUAUGCACCCAUUCUGGAACAAAGUUGUCGAGCUCGUACCAAAAUGGGUGGCACCGAACGUCCUAACAUUUGCCGGGUUCCUCCUAGUAGUAUUCAACUUCUUACUUCUAUCGUACUAUGACUACGACUACUACGCCGCCAGCUCCCAGGCCCAUAACACCACAUUGACAGACACACCGCUCAAUGGAUAUGUGGAGGUGAUACCUCAGUCUUUAUGGUAUGCCAUAGCGGUGUUCUUGUUCCUGGCUUACACUUUAGAUGGUAUCGACGGAAAGCAAGCGCGUCGCACGCAGACAUCCGGACCUCUUGGGGAGCUGUUUGAUCAUGGAUUGGACUCUUACACGGUUUUUUUCAUACCUGCCUGCCUGUACUCCAUAUUUGGGAGAUUGGAUUACUCAAUACCUCCUAUUAGAAUUUACUAUGUAAUGUGGAAUCUCUUGCUGAAUUUCUACCUCAGCCAUUGGGAGAAAUACAAUACUGGUGUUCUCUUCUUACCCUGGGGUUAUGAUUUUAGUAUGUGGGCAUCAACUAUAUGUUUCGUGUGGACCGGUGUCAAAGGCACGAUAUUCUAUAAGAAGUACUUAUUCGACGGGUACACGCUGGCGAACGCGUUCGAAUUGGUCAUAUACUCCACUGGGGUGGUAACAAACCUGCCCGUCGCACUUUAUAAUGUUCACAAAUCAUACAAACUGCGCACGGGCAAGAUGCGUUCGUUCACAGAGGCGAUACGGCCUUUAUGGUCGUUGCUCAUCGUAUUUGUUAUAUGCACGGUGUGGGUGCACAAGUCGGAGCGGUUGCCUGGCUACGAUCUUAGAGCGCUGUUCCUGCUGAUCGGCACGCUGUUUAGUAAUGUCGCGUGUCGUCUAAUAGUGGCUCAGAUGAGCAACCAACGCUGCGAGGCUGUCUGUUGGCUGUCAUGGCCGUUAGCUGGUGCUGCGUUAAUGUCGCUCGCGUUACCGCACUACGAACCUACUGUGUUUUACGCGAUCACAACGCUUUGCGUGUUGGCGCAUGUGCAUUACGGAUCUUGUGUCGUACGUCAAAUGUGUGAUCACUUCCGAAUAAGCUGUUUCUACAUAAAACAGCGUGCAGAUUGACUCUUAGACGACAAUGCGUGCUAGAUAACAUAACAUUCGCAGUUGUAUAACAACACAACAUAGUUGUUGUACAACAAUAACAACAUCACAACGCCUUUACAUAUCCCCCGUUAUAAUCAUAAAAUAUCUACAAGUUUACAUUGUUAUUUAUUUUAAAUAUUUCAAUGUUUUGUCUAAAAUUUCAAUUAAAAUGAUUUUUUUACAAAGUGAUCACAUUUGAAAAAAAUCCAUUUAGGGGAAGCUAAGUUAUUUUUUUCAACGAAAUCGGAAAAAAAGAAGCAGUGAUGUUGUUUUAAAUCAAUGUUAUGUUUUUAUGAAGAUUGUACACAUGGGAAAAACAAAAAAGAAAUCACAUAUACCAGUAGUACUCCAGUAUUCAGUUAACAAGUUCUUCAUAAAAAAGGUUAAAAAAAAACUAAAGGAUAAUAAAAAGGUGCUCCUACACUGUAGAAAAAAACAUGUCAUAAUUAUUUCAAUAUGUUGACGGUUUAAAAGCUUAUUUAUUUAAACGACAUUUUUUGCUACACUAAUUUUCAUAAAUAUUUAAAAUCAGCACUUUUUUCUAUGUUUUUUUAAACCUAGUUAAAAAAAUUCGAAAAAUUUUCGCUUAAGACAAUUAGACUUUCAACCGUCAAUAUAUAUUUUCUUACAGGGCCCUUAUUUUGUAUGAUAGUGUAAACGCGUAACGCGGCCGUGUCAUGUUAUCUUCGAGAAAUGUGCGUGGAAUGGUAUUCUGUAAGCCAAAUCUCUAUAGUCCUAAACAUGAUGCGUUGUAUUACGUGCUUGUUACGCACUGUCAAAAUAACGUGCGGGAUAGAGAAUAAGGCCCCAGUUUAGUAACUUGAAUUAUAUUGUGUGAAUAUAAUUUAACUCUGUGUAUUUUCAGCUGGACUUUUUUUAUGAAGAACUUAUAAUCCAAGCGAUACUUAUAUAAAAAAAAGACCGAGCAUUUUUUUUUAUAAAAUUUAAUCACUUUUUUUCAUUUUCAAUUUAUUGACGUUUGUAUCAUAAUUUGUGAAAAAAAAAAUUUUUUUUGUAGAUUUUACAAAAAUAUUUUCUCCUUUUCAAAGCUCGGUUUACAACUCUCCCAUUAUAGUCCACAUCGCUUUUCCUUUGUUACGUGUACGUCUUUAUUUCAAGGGUUCAUAGCACGCAUUGUCCUGGUUUUUAUCUCAUUAUUUUAUAUUUUAGUUUAUGACAGGUCAGCCCACUUGUAUUAUUUUUGUAUUUAUGUUAUUCGAAGUCAUUGUAGUCUAUUACUUAUAGCCAGGAGUCGUUCGAAAAAAUUUGGUACUCAUUUAUAAUCAUUAAAAAUGUCAUACUGGAUCAUUUUAAGAUGGCUUAGAUGUUUGAUUAUUGUUCUAAUACUAAGUUUACAUACCAGUGAUGUUUUUUGGGUUUCUAAAAUUUUAAUGCAUUAUUUAGGCCUCUCAUGUUGCACGGACCAUCCAUAUUUACAAGUGGAUGGUACAAAAGUUCUAUUUUGUAUGAUUACAAAUCCCCAAUAAUUACCAGAUUGCCCAUCGUAUUUAUAGUGUCGCAUGACGGCAAAAAAGUCUAGUUCACGCGAUUUCAGGGGGCCUUAAAAUUUUAUAUAAUUUGUUGAGAUUUUAUGUGUAUUGGCACCUAAAAAGGGUUGUGGAAAAUUUCCAUAUAGGUACAUAUUUUUUAUGUUACGUGGAUCCCCAUAGAUUAAUUUGUUACGGGCCUUUGCCGGUAAGCUACGCUACUGAGAUUACCUUAUCAACACCGUUUUAUUAUCGCAUUCACUGCCUUCCGAAUGUGUGGGCUGACCUUUAUUUAGCGUUUGUAUUGCGUACCUUAAUAGGUAGCUUUAAAUGUGUUUUGAAUAAUUAUCUCAGAUCCAUUCUAUGCGGCAGACGCAAUAGUACGUCUUAUAUUCCUUGACGUCAUAACACGUUGGCUUACACAUAUUGACGUCAAUUAACGAUGUGUUACGUCCUAUUGGCUUACGUCAUCAAAUAUUUAAUUGAAAAUCAUUGCCGCACAGUCGUGAUCGAUGCUUAUUUUUUAAAUAAAUUGUGGAAUGGGUAAACCAACAAAUAUAAAUUAGAAAAAAGGUUUUUAUUCAAUGAGGGUGUUGCGAUCCCUCCAUUAUUUGGUUAAUGCAUAACACAUGCCUUACAUUAAGAAAUUAGUAACUCGUUUUGAUAUCUAAUUAAUCGUUCUUCACUACUAACUGAUAAAUCAAAGCCUCACAUUAUUAUUUUUAUUAUGUAUGUAUGUUAGUGUAGGAGGCUUUUAGAUUAACAGUAUUAAAAAAUGAGAUUAUAGUUUUAACAAAUCCUCACACUUGGUUAUAUUUCACACGUUUAUUGACAAAAUAUAUUUUAUUUAUAGGUUAUUGAAGAAAUAUAAGCUUUUAUGACCUUAGAGGUAUAUAGCUUAGAUAUAAAUGAUUAUUAGAAAUCUCUUAUAAGUUACGCCUUCCACGAAUUUAUUUGUGUGUUCAAGUAAUAAUAAUAUUUUCUUACUCUUAAAUUAUAAUGUAUUAUCAAAAAUAAUUAACUAUGGAAUAACUAACAUCCGAGUCAACGAACAAAAAUCUGUAAACAAAAUCGCAUGACCUUGAUUAGAUUAAAACAAUAAAUCGAACAGUUCAAUGUAACCAUCUUUAAUUAGAUGCUUUGAUGAAUCAAAUCUUGUUUACAUAUUAUCAAGGUUUAUUUUAAUUCAGCUAAGAUAUAUCCAUUCCACAAUUUGUGCAUUUCCCUUAAUGUAAGUAGAUGUUGUAAACUAAUUUGUGUUAAGAUAAUAUUUGUCCAUUCGUAAAGCAUUUAUGUUUGUAUUCCAAAAUAAAUUUAUUUAAGUAUUGUAGACAAGAUGUGUUGAGACGCUGCAACUACACAUCAAUAUGCAAACACUUGGCGAUCAAUCGAUAUUUUGCAGUGGCGUAGAGUGAAAUUUUCUGAAAGGUAACCCUACACUACUUAUAGGUACUGUUAUGCAUAAAUGCGGUAUGCGAAUCAUUUUAAUUAUAAAUAGAUUGUACAUGAAAGGGAAUCUGGCGGGAAUCGCGUUAUAUGGAUGCUUCGCCACUAAUAUUUUGUUUACGGUUAAUACAUUUUAAUAUAUUUAAAAUAAAAAAACGGCCGGCAAAAAUGAAUGAAUGAAUUCGACGUCAUAUGACGUCCUGUGUAGUGAUCUCAUUUUGUAGUAAUUUUUAAGCCAGUUGCAUAAUUUUAAUGAUUACUAUCUCAUAAGUCAAGUUGCAUGACGUCCCAACACAUUCUGUUAGUUAUAAAAUUACAAUUUGAUAAACGAAUCAACGCUUUAUUUCACGCUACACCCACCUAUUGUAAAAAAUAGAGCUACAGUUUUCAAAAUACCGCUUUUAGAUUAAGCCCAUUUUUACCAAUUGACAUAUAAAAUAUCGAUGAUAUAUAAAUAUAAAUACAUAUGUGGAAUUGUGAUCAAAAAUAGUUAUGAUCAAUAAAAAUCGUGACAUUAAUGCUUAUGGUACGAAGAAUCAAUUUGUCAUAAAUAUGUAAUUUAUUCCCAAUUUAAGUUUAAUCUCUUUAUUCGUAUUUUUAUUCAACUUUUAAUUAUUAUUGCACCAAUAUAUAUUAUUCUUUUAAGUUAUUAUAUUGCUAUUUAUAGGUCUUAAAAUUAACUCUUUGUCAUUCCUUAUUAGAAUCCUACUCGAAAGCAGUGUUUUUUUAAUUAGAUAUAAGUUUUGAACCAAGCCUAUUCAUAAUUGAUUUUGGUUAUAUAAAGAAGUAAUUCUAUCUUCGGAAUUAACGAAAAAAUAUGCAAAGGCUACGUUAUCAGUUUAAAAUGCAAACAUCUAUUGAAUACUUGUUCCUUCUGGAAGAGAAUGUGUUGGUGCAAGAAGUCGUACCAUUCGGCUUGAUAUGUAUCUGCUCGUGUCAAAAAAAUUGUCAUCAAUAGCCCAUACUUUUGCAAAGCAUCUCUUCUUCCCUCAUUAACGUGGUUUUAUAUCAUAGGGAUAACGUAUGCCAUAAAUCUAGCCUUUUAUUUGGAUUUAGUCUACGCAAACUAAUAGAUAGAUAAGUACUAAAUCAUUACAAAAAAAAGUGCCUCCCAUAUAGUAAAGUGUAUUUUAAUCAUGUAAUAGCUAUUCGCGAUUACGUUAGUAAGUUUAUACAUGUUCUAAAUUGAUGUAGGGUUGUAUGAUCAAACAGUGAAAUACGAAGAAUCACAUAGAUCUAAGAAUCUAUUUGUUUAAAAAGUUUUAGGGUCAAUUGGUUUGUCAGACCCUUUGUCACUAUAUGAAAAUUUUCAACGUAUAAAUAAUGUUUUGAUAGAGAUUAAGUAUUUAUUUGUAAAGUUAAAAAUUAAUUGAUCUAUCUAUUAUGUUAGUGUAAAAUAAAUGUGAUUAAUUUUAUCCAAUGCAGACGUGUUAUCACGGAGACAUUGCAUCACGUUGAUGCACAAUUUCUUCUCUAUACAAUAAAAAUGCUACUACAGGGAUAGAAUUAAUCAGAUCUGAUAUUACAGUUGUGUAAACUUAAAUUUUUGCCUACCGGCUCUGCAUCCCAAUAACUAACAUGAUAAAAUUAACAAACAAGAUGGCUGGAUUUCAGCAUAUAAUAAAGAAGUAUAAAUGUUGGGUAUGGAGCUCAUUGCGUAGUCUUCCUAUUGUGAGCGAUUUCGGUGUUAAUAUUUUUUAAAUAAUAGGAACUUAAUUGUCGAUUUCCAUAUUAACAAAUCUAAAUUGGGUCCUGAUUAAUCCAAAUUAAGGUAGAACUUGCAAAAGUCUCCAGUAAGUAAACUUCGAAUGAUAAAAAUAGAAUCGUAUUCGGCCACAAAAUUAAAAAAUCAUACAGUUAUUAAGUGACAGAUAAUGCUUAACAAAACCGAAGCUAACCGAUUAUUCCAAAGCUAAUAUUUACUGUCGAAUAUCAUAUUUCUUUACAGUCCACUACUGCCAAAAUUGCAGAAAAGAAGUGGACAAAAUCUAUCAAGCUUAUUCUCUUUAUAGGAUGACUGAGGUAACGUACCCUAGCCAUCAAAACAAUCUAAAAUGAUACUUAUUCCCGCAAAGCCGGUGGACUUUCAAAUUAAUUUAUUAUGCUUGCGUAUCGAAAGAUCAAAAUUGAGUAACAAAGUUCUUCCUAACAUUGCCUUCGUAUUGUAUUUUGUAGCCUCGACUAUAUACACUGACACUGUCAUCGCUUCCCACUGUGUAUUUCACGAUUAAAAUAUUACACCAAGA
Molecule: messenger RNA, 6558 nt
Organism: Manduca sexta (tobacco hornworm)
Lineage: Eukaryota; Metazoa; Arthropoda; Insecta; Lepidoptera; Sphingidae
Product: ethanolaminephosphotransferase 1
Exons: 9
Coding region: 168-1358 (396 amino acids)
Biological process (GO): phosphatidylethanolamine biosynthetic process
Cellular component (GO): Golgi apparatus; endoplasmic reticulum membrane
Molecular function (GO): ethanolaminephosphotransferase activity
Source: RefSeq, a predicted model, not a curated record